UACUGUUGAUUAUUCCAAAAUAAUUCAAGAGGGAUAAGUUACAUAAUUUCAUUUAUAUAUUAACCUUGUUCUCACAGUAUGGGAGGUCACGAUGUACACCAUCAUGGUCCACCAUAUAAAAUACCCAGCCCUGAUAUUUUUAAAGUGGAAGAUGUACCAGAAUUGAAACAUGUUCAAGAAGAAUUAGCCAAGAAAGGAUUGAAGGAUCCUUGGCUAAGAAAUCAUGUGUGGCGUUUCAAGAGAAGUGCAUCGCCUUUUAUGCGCGGUAUUAUAUGUUUAACGAGAGGUUGGAGAGUUGGUGUACCAGCAUUCCUCAUAACUAUCGCUGUUGAACAAUAUUUUGGAAUUGAUUACUCAGGGCAUGGUCAUCAUGAGGACAAGCAUGGAAAUGGUCAUCAUUAGUGUUUUCUUUAAAUAUUAAAAUGAUAUAAACAAGUAAGAAAUAGUAGAGUGUAAAGGUAUCUAAAUAAGUUACAAAAAUAAAUUACAAAAGUAAUAGCUAUAAUGUAUUAGUUAAUAUCUGUUUAAUUAUUAUUAAUUUUAUUAUAGUUACAUUAGAAACCUCUUGUCCAAUAAUGAUUUGUUGCAGAGAUUUCUCUUAACAUUGCACCUAAUGAUUAUUAAGAAUAAUUGCGAUAUGACAACUGUCGCUAUACAAGCGAAAAUGUAAGAAUUACACAAUAUCAAAAAGAAGGCAAACACUGUGAUCUCAAAUGUUGCUAAUAACCAUUCAUUUCCAUGAAGCACUACUUUGUUGAAGGAAUAAUUGUUAUCUGUAAAAAUAAAAUUAGAUUUAUUAAAAAUGA
Cyphomyrmex costatus is the source of this 806-nucleotide messenger RNA. It is a transcript of the gene ND-B12, whose product is annotated as NADH dehydrogenase [ubiquinone] 1 beta subcomplex subunit 3. The transcript is spliced from 2 exons. Lineage: Eukaryota; Metazoa; Arthropoda; Insecta; Hymenoptera; Formicidae. The record is from RefSeq and is a predicted model, not a curated record. Gene Ontology annotation, biological process: mitochondrial respiratory chain complex I assembly; electron transport chain. Bases 79 to 402 code for a protein of 107 amino acids. Gene Ontology annotation, cellular component: respiratory chain complex I; mitochondrion.